AUGUCAUCUCCCUCUUCGAGCGGAGGGUGUCUCUCGCUCCUCACGCACCGACACCAGACCGGUAUCAAAACUCUCGUUACCACUGCCGUCGCGCUCGCUGCUAUGCCUCUACUGGUGGCCGGCCAGCUCGCUUUCGCCGGUUCGUGCAACAUCCAGACGGCUCAGCUGAACCAGAGCUACUUGGGCAUGUACUGCAACAAUCUGAACACAGCGUCAUUUGGCUACAACUGGACAUGGAUCGAUCUCGAUGCGUGCAUCGCAAACAGCAACGGCAACCUGGUUGGUAAAAAAAAUGGCAACUUCCAGAAAUCAUGCUCGGGCUGUGAGACCUCCCUCUCACGCCUCCCAGCCAAUCCUCACGCUGCUGGCCGCACGGGAUCCGAUGCCUACAAGAAGGGCCUCACACUUAGCCUCAAGUGCACCUGCCUCAGCAGCCACAGACGCCGGCCUACGACCAGCACCCUGGAUCUUAACACUAUUCUUGUCGACGUCGACGGCGCCAUGGGCUGUUACGGCCGCCUCGGCAACAAGACGCUUGGGGGGCCGCUCCCAGAGCACUAA
Messenger RNA from Sporothrix brasiliensis 5110, 561 nucleotides. RefSeq lists its product as uncharacterized. Bases 1 to 561 code for a protein of 186 amino acids. The record is from RefSeq and is a predicted model, not a curated record. The transcript is spliced from 4 exons. NCBI's taxonomy places the organism in Eukaryota, Fungi, Ascomycota, Sordariomycetes, Ophiostomatales, Ophiostomataceae.